This is a messenger RNA of Juglans regia (Persian walnut), 4821 nucleotides long. Its product is annotated as protein PHYTOCHROME-DEPENDENT LATE-FLOWERING-like. Bases 332 to 4414 code for a protein of 1360 amino acids. Gene Ontology annotation, biological process: regulation of transcription by RNA polymerase II. Gene Ontology annotation, molecular function: transcription coregulator activity. The record is from RefSeq and is a predicted model, not a curated record. Gene Ontology annotation, cellular component: SAGA complex. The transcript is spliced from 12 exons. NCBI's taxonomy places the organism in Eukaryota, Viridiplantae, Streptophyta, Magnoliopsida, Fagales, Juglandaceae.
UGCUCCAGAGUGCAGAGUUCAGACCACCUGCGGACUUCGAAAAAGGUGCUGCAUAAAUUGCAAAAGUCUCCAGGUUGUUUUGGUCGAGACUCGAAACCAAACAGAAUUCCUUCCCCGCGUCUCUCUUAUCCUACUUUCUGUGAACAAACCCUCAGAUACACCACGAAGAAUUAAGAACCUAACAAACUGACAUUCCUUUCCUGUUAGGGUUUAUGUUUUUCCCCCAUACAAUUUCCAUCAUCCGUUCUCUUCCUUUUAUUUUCCUCUACCUUCACACGACCCAAAUUCCACCCUGACUGAGGCCUAACUUUCUCAGUCAAUACCCUACGUUAUGGGUAUCUCCUUCAAGGUCUCGAAGACCGGUACAAGGUUCCGCCUGAAGCCCCCGCUUCAAUCAGAGGUCGACGUUGUCGACAACGUGUCGGAGAAUUCCAAAGAGAGCUCAAGGAAGCUCCAGGGUGACCUUAGGGAAGGAGGUAAAGAUGUAGCAGGAGUAGCUGCACCAUCCAUGUCUUCUGAAGGCCUUCUUCCAUCUGCAGAGAAUGAAGUUUCCUUCACAUUGAACCUCUUUGCAAAUGGAUAUUCUAUUGGAAAACCAACAGAGAAUGAAGCUGCACAUCAGGCUGGACUUCAAGAUGUUCCAAAGUUGCAUCCAUAUGAUAGGACGUCUGAAACUCUCUUCUUGGCAAUUGAAUCUGGCCGGUUGCCUGGAGAUAUUCUAGAUGAUAUACCCUGCAAGUUUGUUGAUGGGACGCUCGUAUGUGAGGUGCGGGAUUAUCGGAAAUGUGAAUGUUCUGGUGAUCCAACAUCCAAUGGAUCCCCCAUUGUUAGUAAAGUAUGCCUUAAGAUGUCAUUGGAGAAUGUAGUGAAGGAUAUUCCAUUGAUAUCAGAUAAUUCUUGGACUUAUGGUGAUCUGAUGGAAGUGGAGUCCCGCAUACUGAAAGCCUUGCAACCACAACUUCAUCUAGACCCCACUCCUAAGUUGGAUAGGCUUUGUAAUAACCCAGUCCCCACUAAGCUUGAUUUGGCUCUUUCUAGUGCCCGGAGAAAGAGAUUGAGGCAGAUGCCUGAAGUUACUGUCACAUCUAGUAUUAAGACUCAUGGGAAGAAAGUUUGCAUAGACAGAGUACCUGAAAGUUCUAACUCUAGGUUGGGGGAUACAGGAAUCAUUUCAGGAAAUGUGGUGCCACGGCAACAACAUGAGAAUCUUACAGCUCCAAAUCUUGUCCCAACAAACAUGUUAGCCAUUAGGCCCAAGAACUUAGCACCAGAGGCCUCAGUUCCUGCACUACCACUUGCUUCACAUCAAUCAAGAUAUCAAAUGGGGGUUGGGACCCCCAGAAGUAUGCAGGAUCCUGGUUCAGGGCCUACUAUUAAUGCACCAGGGCCUUCUCCUGCUGGGCAGGACAUCAUGAUCUCAUAUGCCGACAAUGUGAAUUCAAGUGCCUCGCUUCUUGGAAAGAGGGAUAAUCAAGAUGGGCAAAUGUCACCCUUGUCCAACUUUAACAAGAGGGCAAGGCCUACACCAGUGGGUCUUGAUGGAAUGCAACAACAGCAAAUAGGGUCACAUAUGGAUGGACUCCAUGGCCAGGAUAUAAAUUGGAAGACUACGAUAUUACAGCAGCAAGCAAUGGCAAGGGGCUUUCCGUAUUCAAAUACAAACAGUCAAAAGUUUCCCCACCAGGUGUUUGAAGGGGCUCUGAAUCAGGAUGCUGGGACAAUGCCAUUUGCUGCAGGACAACAAGGAACACGAUAUGGUCCCAAGGAAGAGCAGUUCGAGAUGGAUAAAUUAGAUGGGUCGGAGCUCAACCGCAAUAAAAAUGAUAUGCAGAUGGUGGAAACAGAAACAAGUCAUCUGGACACACAGCAAUCACGGCAGCAAAGACUACCACAGCAUGCAUUCAUGAGAUCUAAUUUCCAUCAGACACCUUGGAAUAAUCUUGGUCAGCAUUUGGAGAAAGAUGCCAGAAAGGAGGAGCAGCUCCAGAAAAGAAAAGCAGCUCAAAGUCCCCGGUUUUCUAAUGCAGCUUUUUCUCAAUCUCAAUUAUCGUCAAAAUCUGGGGAAUUUUCUAGUGGUUCAGUUGGACCCCACUUUGGAGCAGUUGCAACAACUGCUGCAUCACAAAAGGAGAAAGCAGCAAGCACCUCAGUUGCUACUGUUGGUGGGACCCCAUCUUUGACUUCCAGUGCUAACGAUUCCAUGCAACGGCAACACCAGGCCCAAGCUGCUGUGAAGCGGAGAUCAAAUUCUCUCCCCAAGACCCCAGCAAUGAGUGGAGUUGGAUCUCCAGCUAGUGUUGGUAAUAUGAGUGCUCCAUUAAAUGCAAACAGUCCUUCAGUUGGAACACCACCACUGGCAGAUCAAACCAUGCUUGAAAGGUUCUCAAAGAUAGAAAUGGUGACAAUUAGGCAUCAACUGAACGUCAAAAAUAGGAAGGUUGAUAAUCACCCCAUUAGGAAGCCCAACACAUAUUCCACUCGCCCUCUGUCAGCAUUUCUCUCUACUGCCUCCAAUAAUGAAGAUUUUAAAGAUGAUGCAAGCACAAGGUCUUUAUCUAAGUCACUUGUAGGUGGCAACAUCAAUACCUGCAAAAUAAGGGUCUUAAAAUUUAUGCAGCCAGAGCAUAUACCUCCAGAAAAUGCUGUUUCUUAUCGGGUAAGAACUAGAAUGAUCAUGUCAGAGAAGCCAUAUGAUGGUACAGUAGCAAUGCAUUAUGGAGAAAUAGAAGAUGGCGAUUUUCUUUCUGCGGAGGAUCACCUUCCGACAUUGCCCAAUACACACUUGGCGGAUUUGCUUUGCACACAGCUUUGUUCACUGAUGAUGCGUGAAGGAUAUGUUGUGGAAGAUCAAGUCCAACGAAAACCAACUCGCAUGAAUCUUGCCUCGGCCAGUCAAUCGAAUGUUGCUGGAGUCCAUCAUAAUUCAGUAGCUGACAUGCAGAAAUAUGCGGCAAUUCCUGGUCAACAAUCAAAUGAAGUUGCCAAGCAAACUAACAAUGGCAAUGCAUCUCUAAACUCACCCCAGAAUCUGUUACCGGAUGCAAGGAUGCUGCCACCUGGAAACCCCCAGGCUUUACAGAUGUCUCAAGGAUUCUUUUCUGGGGUUUCAAUGCCCCAGAGAUCAACGCAGCCAGACCCACAACCAUCUCUUCAUCACCAUCAGCAGCAGCAGCAGCAGCAACAGCAGCAGCAACAGCAACAUCAACAGCAGCAGCAGCAGCAGCAACAGCAACAUCAACAGCAGCAGCAGCAUCAACAACAGCAGCAGCAGCAGCAACAGCAACAGCAGCAGCAGCAGCAGCAACAGCAACAGCAACAAAGCCAACACUCCUUGAUUCAACAGCAGCAUUCCCAGUUCCAGAGGCCAUCUAUGAUGCUCGCAACAAAUCCACUUUCGCACUUGUCUGCAAUUGGACAGAAUUCCAACAUGCAGUUGGGCAACAGAAUUCAGCUGUUACGGCAACAACAGCAGCCACAAAUGCAACGGAAGAUGGUGAUGGGACUUGGGACAGCUGUCAGUAUGGGAAACAUGGGCAAUAACAUGGUUGGUCUUGGAGGCCUUGGCAGUGCAAUGGGCAUGGGAGCUGCAAGGGGAAUAGGGGGAACUGGAAUGUCAACACCAAUUGGGCCUAUAUCUGGCAUGGGCAAUGUGGGGCAGAACCCGAUGAAUCUUAGCAAUGCAAUAAGCCAGCAACUUCGAUCUGGAUUAAAUCCUCAAGCUGCUUUCUCAAAACUUAGAAUGGCACACAACAGAGCAAACAUGUUAGGUGGCCCUCAGUCAAGUAUAGCAGGGAUUUCAGGAGCUAGACAGAUACAUUCUGGCUCUACUGGUCUUUCAAUGCUUGGUCAGAGUCUAUCACGAGCUAACAUGAACCCAAUGCAACCGGCAACAAUGGGGCCUAUGGGUCCACCUAAGUUGAUGGCAGGGAUAAAUCAUUACAUGAACCAGCAGCAACAACAACAGCAACAGCAGCAACAUUCAUUGCAGCAGCAGCAACAUUCAUUGCAGCAGCAGCAAUUUCAACAGCAGCAGCAGCAGCAAUUUCAACAGCAGCAGCAGCAGCAGCAGCAGCAAUUUCAGCAACAGUUGCAGCAACAACAAGACACCACUUCACCGCUACAGUCUGUUGUCUCACCUUCACGAGUGGGCUCACCAUCAACCGUGGGAAUGUCACAACUGAACCAACAAACUCAGCAACAGCAAACUAGCCCUCAGCAAAUGAGCCAGCGAACACCAAUGAGCCCACAGCAGUUGAGCUCUGGAGCAAUCCAUGCCAUGAGUACGGGUAAUCCAGAUGCUUGUCCAGCAAGCCCACAGCUGAGUUCUCAGACCCUUGGUUCGGUUAGUAGUAUCACUAACUCUCCUAUGGAUCUACAAGGUGUGAAUAAGAGCAACUCCGUAAAUAAUGUAUAAUGAAGCUCAGGAGGCUGAGGGUUUUCUUCUCGAGCCAAGUUCUAGCCGUGCUCUUGCAAAGCCUUUCUCCAUCGCCUUUAUGGGGAAGUUCGUUCUUAUUACUUGGUUUCAGUUGGAUGCACUGAUACUUACAAAAAAGUGAACCAGAUUUCAAUAUUCCACAUGCUUUGGAAAAGUGUAUAAACUAGGUUGUAGGCAGUGCAGUGCAAGCCUGCAAGGGGCUUUUGAUAUGUGAAUGCUAUUUGAAGAUUAUUAUCUUUAGUGUUUAUAUUUAAGAUGAGUUUGUAGGCUGGAAUGACAAAACUUGAUUAUAUGGUAAGUGUAUUUUUGUUGUGGGGUGAAAUUGCAAGGAAAGGUAUGGACAUUAAAGACAGAAAUACUUGAUCUUCGUAAAAAAUUAAAAAUAA